Molecule: messenger RNA, 1140 nt
Organism: Thermothelomyces thermophilus ATCC 42464
Lineage: Eukaryota; Fungi; Ascomycota; Sordariomycetes; Sordariales; Chaetomiaceae
Exons: 4
Coding region: 1-1140 (379 amino acids)
Biological process (GO): protein phosphorylation; mitotic DNA damage checkpoint signaling
Cellular component (GO): cytoplasm; nucleus
Molecular function (GO): protein serine/threonine kinase activity; ATP binding
Source: RefSeq, a predicted model, not a curated record
AUGGCAUCUUCCCUCCGAGCACAGUCUUCCCGUCUGCUUCGCUUGCGGUCUUCUCUAAUUCCCCCGUUCACCCCCCUUUCUCUUUCCUUGACCAACCUUCUUUCUCAGUCACGUGGUCUUCCUCGUAAUCCAGCACAUAUCCGAGUCCCAUGUACCAACAUCUCUUCAACGGCGACCAGCAGGCAGCCUCUCGCCAAAGGGACGCAGGUUACGUCCCUCUCCGGGAAAACUUACACGAUUGAUGAAAUCAUCUACCAGCGGUCCAGGGGAAGACUUCUUUGCUGCUUAUACCGUGCCAGCCACGAGGGCAAGCAGUAUGUACUUAAGGACAUUCUUCCGGGCGACUUCCAGUAUAUUCUAGACCUACAGAAGCUCGUUGACGGCUCGGCCCACGUCCGAACACUUGUCGAUAGCAUUCCCGAUCGUCAUAUGUUUAUAUAUCCUUUCCUCGACACAAAUCUGCAGCUCGUCAAUACAGCAGCAAUCCCGCCCUCUGUUAAGAAGGAUAUCCUCAGGGACGCUCUUGCCGGCCUGGCUGACCUGCACGAAAAGGGCAUCUACCAUACAGAUAUCAAGCCCGCCAACAUCAUGAUGUCCUCAUUUAGGAGAAGCGAUGGUACAAUUGGGUUUAGAGAUGUGCAGAUCAUAGACCUGGAGGAUGCUGUAGUAUUGCCUCCCGACUCCCAAGGCCUUGGGAAGCGCCUUACUGGGAACCAGUUCUGGAGAAGCCCCGAAGCGUGGGCAAGAGCAGCGCAGCAUACCCCAGCUGAUAUCUUCUCUUUCGGCAUUGUGGCUAUAUAUGUCUGGCUUAACAGGAUGGUGUUCUUCUCGGACGAAGCAAACAAGGCCGAGGACCCAUCGGAUAUGAUACUCACGCUCCACGUAUCACACUUCGCUUACGAUCUUGACGACUUUGGCGGUUUCAUCGAGUACCAUGGAGGAGAGGACGAUCCCUUUGUCCAACGCGUUAUAGGACUCCUUGCCUUAUUCGAUGGCACGGGAAAGAAGAGAAGGCCCUUCAGCAGGUGGUAUCCGGUGGACCCACAAUUCAAGGAUCUUAUUAGCAAGAUGACCUGCUUCGACCCUCGACGGCGGAUCACUGCCCGGGAGGCACUGAAGCAUCCUUGGUUCAGUGAAUGA